Dioscorea cayenensis subsp. rotundata (Guinea yam) is the source of this 3221-nucleotide messenger RNA. RefSeq lists its product as uncharacterized. Bases 436 to 2859 code for a protein of 807 amino acids. The record is from RefSeq and is a predicted model, not a curated record. Lineage: Eukaryota; Viridiplantae; Streptophyta; Magnoliopsida; Dioscoreales; Dioscoreaceae. The transcript has 8 exons.
AAUCUGAUGUUUAUCAGUAUUAUAUAAAAGAAAGCGUCAUUUUUCUAUUGAAUUCUGUCAAAUAGGAUGUUUGUUAAGUGGGAGAAAGUGAACACAGAAAGCAGAACAGCAUGGACAUACAUACAAGAGAUUUAUAAAAAAUGACUGAGUGAGUGAAUACACCUAACCACCAUCAGAGACAGAGUAGAUAGCCGUUGCCCCUACUUACUAUGGGAUGCGCUGGCAUCCAAGUUUGAAACAGCGGAAAGAUAGAAGAGCAAUGCUCUUUCCAUGCCCUUUUAAAACCAAAUGACCGUUGCAAACUCAAGUCUCAUAAUACCCGCAUCCCUAGGAACAAGGAAUCCAAACCAAGAAGACGCUCCCCCGCUCCUCCCUGACUCUCGCUCGCAAGCAGGCAUACAGUAAAAAAACACAGAGAAGAAGAAGAAGAAGAACAUGGCCAAAAAGAAGCCGGCUUUUACUUUUAGUGAGGAAGGGAUGACCAUUGACGAGGGCUUGGGGUACCCAAAAGCCUACGCGAAGCUAUGCCGAAGCCACAAUGCAUUCGAGCCCUACAGCCAAGGUCCUCCUUCCAUCUUCGUUCCCUACACUUUGCAGCCUCAAGAGGCAUUGAGAGCUAAAGAUUUGAACCAGAUGUUUCCAGUUCUGGACCCAGACGCAGUCCCUUGUAUGAAUCCCAGAGGUUAUGUCAACAUCCUAUGGAAGCAACUGGACCAUCUCGGGAAUGCUGGGUUUGAUCCUGCUUUGUUUCGAGUGGAUCAGUUCGGUAAUGUUCUCUACUUGCAUGCGGAUGAUGCGUCUCCCCUUGCUUGGGAUAUUGAUCACUGGUUCCCUUGCUCAAGAGGUGGGAAAACAGUGCCAAGCAAUCUGAGGAUUUUGCAAUGGCAAGUGUGCAGAAAGAAGCAAAGCAAGCUCGAUUUCCUCAUCCCAUGGUGGGAUUUUCAGUUGGGCAUCUCAGUGAACCAGUUUCUAUCCAUAUUCGCAUCCAAGAAGACAGAAUUCAGGAAUAGAGCGUUUUCCUUUUUGUUCCCUGGUGGUGGAAGUGAGGAGUUGAAUGCAUUGCAGACCAUAGAGUCCCACAGUUUCCCACAGCAUUUCAUUGAGAUGCAACAGCAAAUGGGGCUUGCUCCAGCUGCCCUUGUUCCAUCACAAGGAAGUCUUCAUGCAUCAGUGCUUAGGCCCCUGGAUUUUAAUAGAUCUCUCAAGUCUGGCUCUGGAUCUUCUUUAUCAGCUGCUAGGAGAUUCUCAGUAGAAGAUGAUGAUGAUGGGCAAAGCAUGGCGAUUCCAAGAUUUGGACCAUUUCCUAAUUCCAAGGAAAAUGAUAAGCCUGAGACCAAUCCUUAUCUUUCCAUUGCAAUGGCCAGAGAUUCACUGAGACAGAGAGAUGAAGCCAAGAAGAAGCAAGCUGAGAUAAACCAGUUGGAUGGUGAACUAAAUGAAAUGAAGCAGAAAAAUGAAACAGAAAGGGUAGCUCUGCAAGACUUGGAACAACUGCUGAUCAAGAAGAGGCGAAGAGUUGAGAAGUGCAGGAGAUUAGCUGAGGCGCAAUCUUCUUAUAGGGCAUUACUCGAAAAAAUGAUAAGAGAUGCCAUGCACAAGUCUGUUCUUUACAAGGAGCAACUUAGAUUGAACCAGGCUGCGACCAGCACACUCAUGGCGAGGUUGGAGGCGCAAAGAGAAAUCUGCGACUCUUCUGAACAAGAGCUCAACAAAAGAUACAAUCACAGAGAUGAAAUAGAGAAGCAAAUUAGACCAAGAAGGGAACAUGCACGAAAAAGGUCAAGAACUGAUGAUACGUUAAUAGAAGAGAGAAAUGAUGAGUUACUGAGUAUGUCAAACCCUUUGAGGAAGGAGCUUAGAAAAUUUUUAGAGGAAGAGCAAAAGGCUUCUGAAGCUGGCUCAUCUUUCACUGAAGGAAGAGAAUCAGAGCAGAUGGAGACCUCAGGCACCAUCAAAGAAGCAGAAGGAAAUCUCAAGCCACUCAAAUGUAAGAUCAUGAAGAAGAAGAUGAAUUCAUCUACUGGAAGCCAACAUGAUGAAGAUGACGAAAUAUACAACAGCACUGCAAUAAUUGUCAGGGAAGCCAAAUAUGACCGGAAGGGCUCGCCUUCUAUUCAAAGAUCUUGGGAAGGCAAAGAGGAACAGAUGGCAGUAAUACUCAGAGAACCAGCAGUACAUGAUGGAAGUUCCAGUGAGGGUAAUGGACUCGAAAAAAAUCGAUUUUGCAAAGCCCCAUAUGAAGCAAAUAUUACUGAGGAUGAAAAAUCACUCAAGGAGAAGCUUGAGAGAGUUACCAUUAGAGAGGAGAGACAUUGCGGCAAGACCAAGAAGAAAUCGGAGAAGAGUUUCUGUCCUCAAAGCCCACAUGAGGAAGAUGACAAUGCACACCAUCAUCAAGUAGGAAAAGGGAACAUAGAGAAGUGGCUUAAGCAGUUGUUGGAGAAUGCCCAUGAGGAAAAUAGCCCGUCCAUGGAUUCACCACCACCUGAUCCUCACGUGCAAAACUAUGCAAACUCAAAGAACAAGAUCAGAGUUCCAACUAAGCCACUCGAUGAAAAAACAGCUUUUGAUCUAAAGCAUGUUGAAGGGAAUGGCCUUAGAAGAGAAUGCAAUAAUGACAACAACUUGCUUGAGAAGAGUAAACACACUAGUGGAGUUGGCAGUAUCAGUGCUCGCAGAGGACUAGGCAACAGGAGAAGUAGCAUGGAUGGAAGAGGUAGAGAGGAGAGAAAUGGAGGUGUUUCAACUUGUGAGAGCUCCAGGGGAUUCAUGUCCUUCCCUUCAUCACCUUCUGUGAUUUUAAGUAUGAGAAAGGGUGUUGAUUGUAUGGGCAGAAAGCCAAAGGUGAUGGGUGAUUAAGAAGAAGACUCCAGUGGGGAUUUUUUAGGCAGCAGCACAUUUAUCAAGCCCUGGCCUAAGGCUUUCAAUAAAUAGUAGUCCUGGAUCAAAUUUGCUGCGCAGAUUUGUUGUUCAUUCUUUCUAAAUUUGGACAUGUAUGUUUGGGUGAAGUUUGUUAAGUACUAUGAAUUGAUUCGUGUGUGUGUGUGUGUGUGUGUGUGUUCAAGGAUGUAUAAUUUGGAAUCAGAGGCACCAAAUUAUACAUAGUAGUUAUUUACCUCUGGGAAAAUAACUGCUUGUUGUGUUCAAAGAAAUUGAGCUUUGUUGUAAAUGGCUAUAGUAUUAUUAUCAUUGAUUGGCUAGAAGCUACAAUUGAGUCUGAA